CGGGAGUGUGCGCGACUCGGCAUAGUCGGCCGGCGAACUCCGUCGCGAUAACGCGACUUUUGUGUUUUUCGUGAACGGUGCUGCGCACGUUGGAUCUUUUGGUGUCGUUUGUGCUCUCAUCUCUGUUCGCCGAUCAGUGUUAACAACAGUGUACAUCGGCUACGCGUAUAUUCGAGUCAGAUAGAUGCCGGAUGAACUGUAAUAUAAGAAACUUGAGACUUCUCACCUGUCUUUUGCAUACCAUUGCGACUUUGUCAUCUGGACACACUUACAUUGAAGCAGAUGCCAAAAGGAUCAUGCCGAGAGAUCGAUGAACCCCGUUGUCGAGGCGUCGCGAUUUCACGCCAUUCCCGAGAUAAAAUUCAAAGAAGCUUGAAGAGGAAACGAGGGUGAAUCAUGUCGCGAUCGAGGCGUCCCAGUGUUUCCAUAUACGACUAUCCAGAGCAUUUGAAUCCGUUCAACGACGAAAUUACCAAUAACCAGCCACGCGUCGUGUAUCGAGAUGGGAAAACGAAAGAUACAAAGAACAAAUUCUGGACAUUCGGCCGAACCAGAAAGAAGAGAUCCAACAGCUUCUCCAUCAAGUCCACUUGGAGUGGACUGUUCGGGAAACGAAAGGAUGAAAAGUCGGAAGCGCAGGAAAAACGAUCCACGAUCACUACAGUUUCGUCGACCUACAAAAGAGAAGCCAACACCAAGCCUAUGGCUCCUCUGCGACCAACCAAGGAUCAGCAGGAGUUCGACGAAGCUCUUGGUACUUUAGCGAGAAGAAGAAAGUACACUUUGGACAACUCCUCGUCAAGGUAUAGCUCAAGUUUAACCGUGAAUGGUGAUCCUGCGAGGAUCUACGACGGGAGCCCACAGGACACCACUGCGUCCAUCAUGGGCGACCUUACUCCCAGACCACCGGCCAGAAGAUUCGGUCAGGUAAGCCCAAAGCCAACCGACAAGAUACCAUCGUUGGAAUUCGACGACAAGAUGUCAGAGGACGGUGUAACUCUUCGCGUGAAAACGCAAGACAGGACGCCCGUUCCUCCUUUGCGUAGACUCGGCAACAGAUCUUCGCAAAGGUCGACCACGGGUACCGUAGACCCUGAAGAGGAAACGAAUCGGUCAGGCGACGCCGCGUUUUGCGACGAAAACGAGAACGUUCCUGACGAUUACGUCUUCAAGAGGUUCACCCAGGACGCUGUUAGGAAGUCCAAUCUCUCUAUAAACAGCUGCAUUUCUGUUGGCAGUACGAUGAGCGCGUACGGCCGGAAGAAACGGAGAGCACCGCAGCCACCACGACGUCUGGAAAAGGUGGAAAGUAGCGAGGUAAACAAGACUACCGAAGCACCCAACAUCGAACUUCAGAUAGUAGAGCCAAUGGACAUAGCGAGAGUUACCGAGAACAUUGACGAGAUGACGAAGAAGAGUAAAGAUUUGGACAAGGAGACUAACGAGGCGAAAGAACAAUCGACAGAGCCUGUUUCAGAUGACGUACAGACACUGGAAACAGCCAAGGUAGAAGAUAGUCUUGUCAAAACCACAGAACAUAAUGCAGAAGACGCCAAGUCAUGCGUUAAAGAAAAGUGUACAGAAGAGAACUCUGUACGGAUCGAGCAAACUGAACCAAAAAACUCUACGAUGGAGGAUCAAGAGAAAUCGGAGAAGGCAAAUUCUGAAGAACCCGUGAAGAAGGAAAAUUCUGAUGAAUCCGCAAAGAAGGACGAGAACAAUGUUCAAAUCGAAUACCACAGGACUUCCCAAGAGAACGUAGAGAUAAUCAAGGACGUCAACCAAAUAAACUCGCCGUCGGAACUGGAGGAAGUUCGUCUUAGAAGAAAGAGCUCCUUGGAUUCGUUGUCCAGAAGUGAUAGUUUCUCCGUGAAGGAUGAGAUCGAGAAGAUCGAGAAGCAAAUAAAAGCUCUAGAGACGAAAAACGCUACCAAAGAUUCGUCGGAAGAAACGAACGGAGACAUUCAGCAUGGGAACACCAGACAAUCGCUUCAAGCGAAUCGUAGACACUUCUUCCAAAAUAUGGUGGACGACGAGAAUGCCAAAGGCGCGAUUAAAAUUGAAUUUAAGGAAUUCCCAAGGGAGCAGAACAUUCACGUUGUGAGACUAAACGAGCCCCCUGUUCCUGUAGCCGUGUUCAGAGAACCGGUAAAAGUGAUCGAGCUUCACAUCUCUGAACCAAUUAAGCAGAAGCCAGAGAUCGUCGACGACAUAAAUCCGAUACCAAAACCGAGAAGACACAGCGCAUUGAAUUUAAACGAUACUCGAUCAAACGUGGUUCCAAACGAAGAACGAAAGAGUCUUGAAUCAACCAGAGGGAAAUCAUUUUAGAAUUUCCACCUUCGACAUCGUGAAUUGUGUAGGACAUUGUGCAAUCGUUUCGGCUUCUAAAUUAAAUGGAAAUAUGAUAGUACUUCCGUUGGUUUUAGUCGAAAUAUUCUUUAAAGACUGUGUAGACAUUGUGUACAUGUGCCUUUAUUUAAUGGUUAGAGUUCUCGUUGACCCUUCGAAGCGUCGUUAUAGUUCUCAAUAUGCAUGGACAAUGGUUCACGAUAAAGUUUCUUAUCCAAAGUAUCCUUGACACACUUUUCAUUUAAAAUUCGAAAGCGAUUGUUCUUUGUAGAUACUUCAAAGGGUCAAUGAGCGUAAUAAGUAUACGUAUUAUGUACUUGGAGCCUUAAUACAAAGAUGAAACAAGACGUUUUCAUCAAUUUCGGGCAUAGAUUAUUAUGUGAUCGUAGAUGUCUCCCAUUUAUUUAGCAUUUUCAUUAUUUAUUGAUACAGAAUAAAUUUUAAACAUUUUAUCUUA
Hylaeus anthracinus is the source of this 2809-nucleotide messenger RNA. Its product is annotated as muscle M-line assembly protein unc-89-like. The record is from RefSeq and is a predicted model, not a curated record. Lineage: Eukaryota; Metazoa; Arthropoda; Insecta; Hymenoptera; Colletidae. The coding region runs from base 397 to 2331 and encodes 644 amino acids. The transcript is spliced from 7 exons.